Molecule: messenger RNA, 1579 nt
Organism: Musa acuminata AAA Group (dessert banana)
Lineage: Eukaryota; Viridiplantae; Streptophyta; Magnoliopsida; Zingiberales; Musaceae
Product: patatin-like protein 3
Exons: 3
Coding region: 215-1441 (408 amino acids)
Biological process (GO): lipid metabolic process
Source: RefSeq, a predicted model, not a curated record
UUACGUUUCGGCUUACGCUCGUAGAUCAUGUCGCGCGGAGAGCGUCGCUAACGUGCGCGACUCCUGCCUAUAUGAAGCCGCGACGAGAGCAAGCAGACGCCUCGCCGACAUCACCACUCCGCUCUCUCUCUCUCUCUCUCUCUCUCUCUCUCUCUCUCUCUCUCUCUCUCUCCAUUUCUUUCGGCUUUUGUUGUGCGGUGCAUAACAUUGGGAGAUGUCGGCAGCGGCGGCAUGGAUGGAGCCGAGGCUGGAAGUGGACAAGUUGAGCUACGAGAUCUUCUCGAUGCUGGAAAGCGAGUUCCUUUACGACGACCACAAGCUGUUGCUCCGCUCCACGCCCGCCGCACCCGCCGCCUCCUGCGCAGUCGCUGGCAGGGUGCGAGUUCUUUCCGUCGACGCUGCUGAAGGCGUCGUCACAGGCGCCACCCUCGGCCGCCUCGAGGCCUCCCUCCGCAAGCAGUCCGGCGAUCCCGACGCCCGCGUUGCCGACUUCUUCGACCUCGCAGCCGGGUCGGGCUCCGGGGGAGUCCUUGUCGCCUUACUCUUCACCCGCGGCCCCGACGGCCGACCCCUCUUCUCUGCUGCGGAGGCCCUCCGCCUGCUCGCUAAGCACCGCCGCCACCUCGUCUCUGGUGCUCGGCGGAAGGGGAUACUGGGGGGCCUUCUCUGCCGAUCGGGAGGUCUGCUCCGACGGGUGUUCGGGAACACAACGCUGCGGGACACACUGAAGCCAGUGCUCAUCCCGUGCUACGACCUGGCGACGGGAGCACCCAUCGUGUUCUCGCGGGCGGACGCCGUGGAGGCGGACGGCUAUGACUUCCGUAUGGAGGAGGUGUGCGCCGCCACGUGCGCCGGGCCUGCGGCAGUAGAGGUGCGCUCCGUGGACGGUCGGACGAUGAUCCGGGCGGUCGGGGGCCGGCUGGCGAUGGGGAACCCAACGGCGGCAGCCGUCACCCACGUGCUCAACAACCGGCACGAGUUCCCCACCGCCGGCGGGGUGGAAGACCUCCUCGUCGUCUCGAUCGGUGGAGCAGAAGCCCCGGCACCACACGGCAAGGCCCGGGCGCUGCUCUCGGAAGCGGAGCUCGUGAGGAUCGCCAGUAGCGUCCACGCUGACGUCGUGGAUCAAGCUGUGGCGACAGCGUUCGGGGAGUGUCGGGCCACCAAUUACGUACGGAUCGAGGGCAACGGGGCGGUGCCGGGGACGACGACCGCGGCUGCAGCGGGGGAGGGGAUGUUGAGAGAGAGGGGGGUGGAGUCAGUGCUGUUCCGGGAGAGGAAGCUGUCGGAGCGGACCAACGAGGAGAAGCUGAACCUGUUUGCGGCGGAGCUGAUCAAGGAGCAGGAGCGGCGGAAGCAGAGCACCGUGCCCGCGGUUGCUCUGAAGACCUCAGUGACGCCCUUCGAGUCCUCCUCAUACUCCACCGCUACCUCCGCCUGAUCGCGGUUGACGUUGGCCGAUCCUCUUGUCGGGUGCAUGCAGUUUGUUUCACCGGCAACCUCAAAGCAUGUCUUAAGUCCAUCGUGAGAGUUAACUCGAUCAUAUUAAUAAUAGAUGGCAUAUAUUAAGUGAGAAUAA